AAGCGGGUAGCGGUCUUCCAUUUUCUCGAGGCUUUCGACCAACAUAGAGCACGUGUUUGUUGCCGGUCGCUCUUUAUUCUCAUCGCAUUUAAUUAAACCUUCAAUAUACUUUUGUUAACAAUUAACUAACCUUGUUGACGUCCUCGAGCUCCGUAAUUACUCCGAUUAUUUAUUUGUUGUAACUAAUUAAGUUGUAAUAAAUAAUGAAUCCUGAAAAGCUUAAAAAGUUACAAGCACAAGUUAGGAUUGGAGGUAAAGGUACACCUCGUCGUAAAAAGAAGGUUGUCCACGCGACCGCCGCGACAGAUGACAAGAAACUGCAGAGCUGUCUGAAGAAGCUCUCGGUGAACACGAUCCCCGGGAUCGAGGAGGUCAACAUGAUCAAGGAUGACGGUACGGUAAUUCAUUUUAACAACCCAAAAGCUCAGGCGAGCCUCAACGCAAACACCUUCGCUAUCACCGGGCACGGCGAGAACAAACAAAUCACAGAAAUGCUUCCGGGCAUACUGAGCCAGUUGGGCCCAGAGGGCUUGACCCAGCUCAAAAGAUUGGCAAGCACGGUGGCUGGCAGUGCUGUUGGCAAAGCCACCAUGGAGGAGGAUGAUGAAGUGCCGGACUUAGUUGAAAACUUUGAUGAAGCAAGCAAGGAAGAGGUUGUUACAAAGAAAGAAGUUGAAGAAACUGACAAAAAUGCAGCUGACAAAAAAGAAAUCAUUACACCAGUAGAAGAGAAAAAAGAAGCAAUAGUUAAAUCUGAUGCUUAAAAUGAUACUCACCGGUAAAAUAAAUGGCUGAGUUAACAAACAUUAAUUGCUUAAGUGAAGAUAAUUUGUAAUUGUAUCAAACAAUUCAAAUCUUUAAACCUUGUGUUAUACAAUUAUAAUAAUGAUAAAAAAAUAACAGUUUAAGUGGAAACAAAAUAAAAAAAAACAAAAUCGUUGGCCACAUCUCUAUAACAAUAAAUUUUACGAUACUAAAUAGAAUUUUUUUUUUACGUAAUCUAAACUAAUCUGUACAAUAUAACUUGUUAAAAAAAAAAUUGCAUGGAUGCAUUGUAAAGUGCUCUAGUAAGAACAAUAGGAAUUUAAAUCCCGCCGAGAGGUAGACCAUUGUAUUGCGACUUGUAAGUAUUCGGACUAAAUUUUAAAACUUUAAGUGCGUAGUAGCAUUUAAUAUAUAUAUAUAAAUAUUAUAUUCUCGAUAACUCCAUAUAUAAUAAUAAUAAUAAUAAUAAUAAUAAAAAAGUACAUCACUGUAUAAUGUGCGAUUUAAUUAAGUGCUUGUUACAAGUGAGGAUUAUUGAAGGUAUAAAAAUUAAAUUCUUUUAAUAAAAAUUGUAAUUACCGUAUUUAAAUCC
Cotesia glomerata is the source of this 1357-nucleotide messenger RNA. RefSeq names its product transcription factor BTF3 homolog 4 (gene bic). The record is from RefSeq and is a predicted model, not a curated record. Lineage: Eukaryota; Metazoa; Arthropoda; Insecta; Hymenoptera; Braconidae. Bases 204 to 764 code for a protein of 186 amino acids. Gene Ontology annotation, cellular component: cytosol; nascent polypeptide-associated complex. The transcript has 4 exons.